Metopolophium dirhodum (rose-grain aphid) is the source of this 1392-nucleotide messenger RNA. RefSeq names its product metallo-beta-lactamase domain-containing protein 1. NCBI's taxonomy places the organism in Eukaryota, Metazoa, Arthropoda, Insecta, Hemiptera, Aphididae. The record is from RefSeq and is a predicted model, not a curated record. The transcript is spliced from 2 exons. Bases 543 to 1139 code for a protein of 198 amino acids.
CUUUUAUCUUUAAUGGCUAUGGAAUUGUGCCCUGUGUUCCAUUGUAAAUUCAGUACCUAAUAGAUAAAAUAAUGUAAUGUUUAAAUAUUAAAUUGGCAGUCAAUAAUUUAAAUUUCAAUGUCUAUAUAGGUAUUUCAAAGUUCAAUUAAACAGUGAUAUCCAACUCAAAUAAAUAAUGCUCAAACACAACAUAUGAUUUUUAUUACCAAAUCAUUUUUAUAAAAGAUAAUUAUUUCAGUUAUAUAUAAGUGAUAAAAGUUCAAUUAUCUAUAAAAUAAUGUACAUCAGCACAUCCCUCUUCCAUUAUGUUGAAUAUUUUAUUAUCCACGAUGUAGAGAAGAUAAUAUUGUGAUAUUAUCUAUAUAAUCAUACUAUGCACAAUUGUUUCUAUAUAAUUCUAUAAAAUGCUAUAACCAUUCAUUUUUUAAUAUACCUACUACCUAUAUUACUAUACAUAACAGUUACCCUUCGACUUGAACUGUGAUUGUGAAUAUUUGUGUAGAAAAGUGUUUAUACCUGCAUGACUACAUCUUACUUCUAUCAUGUAUGAAGUGCACGUUCUUUUUGUAGGCUAUUGUCGGCCAACAGAAGGUGGCAUGUUGGCCAAUUGUACCUGUACAUUGGUCAAAGGUCCUAAAAACAUUAUUGUUGACACUAUGACUCCAUGGGAUGGUAAAAAUUUAAUAAAUGCUAUUGAACAACAUGGAAUCGGAUGUGAUGAUAUUGAUUAUGUAAUUAGUACUCAUGGCCACUCUGAUCAUGUGGGUAACAAUAACUUAUUUUUGAAUGCCAAGCAUCUGGUGGGCCGAUGUAUUAGUUACAAACAGAUGUACUAUGACGACAGUACAUUUUUCAACAGCGAUGGUGUGUAUGAAAUUGAUGAGAAUAUUCGAGUUAUCUCAACCCCUGGACAUACACUGACGGACGUAUCUGUUAUCGUUCAAACAACCAAAGCAUCAAUCGGAAUCGUAGGCGAUUUGUUUGAAAGUGAAGACGAUAUAAUGGAUGAAUCCAUUUGGUUAAAUGCUGGUAGUGAAAAUCCAGAUUCACAAAAAAAAUAUAGAAAAGCUAUUAUGGAACAGGUGGAUUGGAUUAUACCUGGUCAUGGUGCUAUGUUUUCUACCAGGAAAUACAAGUAAACAAUUAUUAUAAAAUGUUUAAAAAUAGAAAUAAUUUUAAAACUUAAGUUUAUUUGAUACCUCCAAAUUUUAAUGUAUUAUAAUUAUAUUAUCUUCAUCUAUACAACUACCUAUACCACAGAAUAUUAUUAUUAUAUUAUAUUAUUCUGUAACUAUGCAAUAGACAAUUGAAAGUAAUUGUUAACGAUUGUGAUGAGAUAAUUAUUAGUACUUACAAAAUACGAUUACCAAUAAACAAUUAUUCAAGUACUUG